Molecule: messenger RNA, 2162 nt
Organism: Priapulus caudatus
Lineage: Eukaryota; Metazoa; Priapulida; Priapulimorpha; Priapulimorphida; Priapulidae
Product: zinc finger protein 236-like
Exons: 2
Coding region: 228-1655 (475 amino acids)
Cellular component (GO): nucleus
Source: RefSeq, a predicted model, not a curated record
UGGUAAAUGGCACCAAUAUUGAAACGUCACGGUAAAGGUGUGUCGCAAGAAAUAGUAGUUCCGUACAACCCAUGACCCCGAACGUCCAGACAAAGAAGGUGGCGCUGUUUUCGCUUUUCGUGAUUGAGUCUCUGAUGCCGAUUUUCUUAUCAUUCUUAUCAGUGAUUUUAUUGAUAUCGGUUGUGGCGGCGCAGCACGCUGCUAUUCGCUGAACUGUCGUCGCCAACAUGGAGGAGCAGCAGAUGAAGACUGAGCCUCUCGUCUAUGACGUCGACGACGACAGCGAAGACGAUCAGAUGCAGCAGGAAGACGUCGCCAACGGCGAGGACAAGGACAACGCGAUCGUGCCGAUCAAGGACGACCGCGCCGCCCACCUGUCGGACGACGUCGGGCUGCAGGCGGCAGACCUCGGCGCGCAGUUCCGCGAUUGGGCGUUCGGGGACGACCAGGCCGUGUCGGCGCUGCAGCAGACGCAGCAGAUCCAGUUCCCGGUGGAUGCCGACUGGCCGAGCAUGGUGGCGCCGACGAGUAGCGCUGUCGCGACGUACCAGCUGUCGCCCGCGGACCAGAAGCGCGUCUGCAAGAUCUGCCUCGGCCGCUACAGCACCGACUCGGCGCUCAAGUCACACAUGCUCGUGCACACGGGCGAGCGGCGCCACCGCUGCGUCUUCUGCAACAAGUGGUUCAAGCUGAAGCACCACCUGCACCGGCACGUGCUGAUGCACGUGCGCAUCCACACGCGCAAGUACGGCCGCGCGCUCGUCUGCAUCGGCUGCCAGACGAGCUUCGAUGAGGACAUCCCGAUGGCGAAGCACAUGUCUCACUGCCACGCGAUCCGCACGGGCCUCGGCGCCACCAAGGACACGCACAACGGCUCGCAGUUUGUCACGUUCCUCGGCACGGCGGACGAGGACGUGCCGCCGGGCCAGGACACGACGAUGCGUGCGCCGCGCCUCAAGAUGUUCGAUAAGCAGGGCUCGCCGACGGGCGGCCGAAGCGCGCUCGCGGCGUCACCCUCGCUGCUCGACGCCGCAGCCGCCGCAGCCGCCGCCGACAGCGCGCGCAAGCACGCCAGCCGCUACUACAACUCCGACCCGACAACGCAGAGUCUCGACGACUCGUGCAUGCCGAUGAUGUCGCCGCUGCACUCGCCGACGGCUACCAUGGCGACGUCGCGUGCGCCGGCGAUCACCGCGGCAACGUCCAGCAACACGGCGUACUUGCAGCAGGCGUACAAUGUCUCCAACGCUGGCACCGGAUACGCGACCUCCCCCGUGUCCCAGGUGACGAGCAGCGGUGGCUUCUCGCAACGCAUCAUCGGUACUAACACGAUAACCGGCACACCCAUAGUGGAGAGUAGUCAGCGGCCGUCUCACGGGAUGGCGCAGAGUCCGACGUGCCCCCAGGUGGCCUCGGUGAGGUCGCUCCCCUGCUACAAUCGAACUCUUGGUACGCAGACUGUGGAGUCCGGCAUCUGCUCGGACCAGUUCACGUGUCCUGCGUGCAACAUUGACUUUAAAGAAAAUGCCCUUUACCUGAUGCACAAGACGCUUCAUGGGCCCGAGUCGCCGUGGCAGUGUAGCCAGUGCCAGGAGAGUUUUCCUGAUAAGUAUGGCUUCAUGGCCCAUCUUCUCAAUCGCAUGUCGCACAACUGAGCCUGUGUUUCCAACCUAGAAACUCAGCCAUGAACAACAACAGUGUAAGAUGUGACUGUUUAAAAAUUUAAAACCAACAUUUUAAUGUUAGUGCAUCUCAUAUGUAUGAAUUUAUUGAGAGUACCUAUAUCAUGAAGUAAUUAUUCUAAUUAAUCCAUUUCCAUGGCAGUUGUUGUACAGUAGAAUGCUGAAUUUAUUUCAGUUGCAAUUAUACAGUAUAAGGCUAUGUUAUGGGUUAGAAAUAUAUUUAUAGAAGCUUUAUAUUAGUUAAGUAGUUGAGAUUUCUCAUUAAUAAACUAUCUAGAACACAUUCUAAUUAUUAAAGUGUUUAAGAAAAGUUGCUCAGGGUUUCUGCCAGGAGGGUAAAAGGGUAAAAUUCUAUACCCAAAAAUAUUUCUAUGGUAUGGAUCCACACCCAAAAUUGCAUCUGACAGAUGCAGCUUGUAGAAUCGCAUGAGCGUGCGUCCGUCCGUCUGUCCGUGCGUCAACAGUUGGGCACAAAUCUAA